This is a messenger RNA of Acipenser ruthenus (sterlet), 1886 nucleotides long. RefSeq names its product major facilitator superfamily domain containing 3 (gene slc33a2). Gene Ontology annotation, cellular component: membrane. The transcript has 6 exons. NCBI's taxonomy places the organism in Eukaryota, Metazoa, Chordata, Actinopteri, Acipenseriformes, Acipenseridae. Gene Ontology annotation, molecular function: transmembrane transporter activity. Bases 127 to 1344 code for a protein of 405 amino acids. The record is from RefSeq and is a predicted model, not a curated record. Gene Ontology annotation, biological process: transmembrane transport.
UUCUUUUCUGUUUUGCUCAGUGCAACACUCUUUGUCUCGUUUAGGAAGAUAAUGAGGAAGUACAGUACAAAAAGAAAUUGACGAUUGGACCUAGGUGACGGUGACCUAGGCUGAUCAUUACUAAUAAUGAAUCCUAAACUGCUUUUGCUGGGCCUCCUGUACUUUGUGCAGGGAAUGCCCUAUGGUUUGCAGUCUUCUUUACUGCCCAUCUAUCUCAGAACAGCUGGACUUUCCUUUACUAAAAUCAGCUUGACCAAAGCUCUUUACUUCCCUUGGAUUCUGAAAGUACUCUGGGCUCCGUUUGUGGAUCAGUUUGGCUCAAAGAAAAAAUGGCUCCUUCUUAGCAUGUCAGGACUGGCUCUAACCUGCUUAAUCAGUGCCACCCUUUCCCCAGAAACCAACUUUGCACCUGUAGCACUGAUUCUGCUCCUGAUGAACUUCUGGGCUUCAGUUCAGGACAUUGCUGUCGAUGGUAUUGCAGUCCAGCUCCUCAGAAGUGAAGAAGUGGGUUAUGGAAACACAGUGCAAGUGGUGGGCUAUAAGCUCGGCUCGGUCUUGGCUGGAGGUGGCCUUCUGGCAGUGAUGGAUGUGGUUGGAUGGAGCUUCCUGUUUGUAUUUCUAAGUGCCAUUUACUGUACUGUUAUACUGUAUUCUUGGGGGAGCCCAGAGCUUAACAUGCUCUCUAAAAUCUGCAGCAAUGAGCAGAAAACCAAGAUAUCCAGUUUAAAUCCCUGGCGGAUAUUGCAAGAACUUCUCAGUGUGCCAGGGACUUUGUGGACUCUCAUUUUUGUUCUUGUUUACAAACUUGGUGAACAAGGUGCCACAAGCAUGUUCCCUCUGUUCCUGCUGGAUAAUGGCAUGUCUGCCACGGAGCUAGGCCUCUGGAAUGGAAUGGUGGCAAUGGGAUUUUCUAUCAUAGGUUCCUCCAUUGGUGGUAUACUACUGUCCAUUUACGGAGCAUUUUCUCUGAUGAAGACCUUCUUUGUAAUGAGGCUGGGAGGCUUGGCUUUCCAGACAUUUCUGCUAUUUGUGUUUAACAGCAACUCAUGGCUAAUGAAAGGUGCUGCUAUACUGAGUAUAAGUCUACAACAUUUUAUAGGGGGCCUGAUAACCACCCUAACAUUUACUGUCAUGAUGCACUGCUCACAAAACGCAGAUGAGCGAAUACAGGCUACCCACUACAGUUUCCUGGCAACCUUGGAAGUGAUGGGAAAGCUCACAUUCAGUGCCCUUGCCGGCUGGAUUGUAGACUGGAUUGGAUUCCCUGCCAGUUUCUUUCUCUUUAUAAUUCUCUCCACUGCAGCUGUAGUGCAUGUCUUUAAAGCACAAGUAACUGGAAGGUGACUGGACACCCAAUUGCAAUGUUAAUGUUCUCCUUUUGUUUUCCUAAAAUAUUUCAUAUUGAGAAUACAUGUAAAACAUUAGUAUCAUGUUUUAUCACACCAAUAUCUUCAGCAGCUUAUAACAAUUAUUUAUAUUUCUUUUAAAUUGUAAAACAGAAAAUGGGUAAUAUUUGUUUAUAAAACUAAUAUAACAUGUUCCGCUGGUAUCUGCUCACCCAGUUCAUUUUCACAGAUGUGUUCCUUGGGGGGAUUGGCAGUUAUUGUUUUAUUUUUAGCAGCCGUUUUCAGACCAUUUUCAGACAGAAGAAUAGAGCCUGAUGACUCCUGUAUUGCACUGAGUUCUGCACUAGACAUUUGAUUUGCUUGACCAGAUAGUUAAUAAUAAAAUACUGUACGGUGCAGGUCUUAUUAUCAUGUUUUGUAUAAUCAUAUGUUGGUGCGGUGUUUCACUUUCAAUGCAGUGGUAAAAUGUGGUUUUGUCCAGUUGAUGAGGAACCCCAGCAGAAUAAAUUAAAAGGACCCCAGAGUUGGGUCUUCUCAAGA